AUGUGUGGCUGUAUGCACGGUACCCAGGACCAAGCACUCCACUUGGAAGGGGAGCCCAACCCUUCUGCAGCCGCAACAUCUACUUUAGCACCUAGGACAAGGCCCAGAAGCAUUUCAAUAUCCAAACAACUGGCUUUAAUAAAAGCUCUACGCAAUGGUUCAGAUCUGGAAAAAGCCAUCGCCACUGCCGCUAUGAUUUUCAGAAACUUUUCUGACCCUGAUGGCAAACUUGGGAAAGCUACUGCCAAAAAUCUACUGCAAACCCAAUAUAGGAAUUUCACAGAGGGACAAGAAACCAAACCAAGAUACAGAGACCUCCUUUCUGAACUCGACGAACAUACAGAAAAUAAGCUGGAUUUUGAGGAUUUCAUGAUCUUACUGUUAAGCAUCACGGUAAUGUCAGAUUUGCCACAAAAUAUAUGGAGUAUAAAAAUUAUGCAAUAG
Messenger RNA from Lagenorhynchus albirostris (white-beaked dolphin), 444 nucleotides. RefSeq names its product sentan, cilia apical structure protein (gene SNTN). Lineage: Eukaryota; Metazoa; Chordata; Mammalia; Artiodactyla; Delphinidae. Gene Ontology annotation, molecular function: transition metal ion binding. The transcript is spliced from 4 exons. The record is from RefSeq and is a predicted model, not a curated record. The coding region runs from base 1 to 444 and encodes 147 amino acids.